Molecule: messenger RNA, 425 nt
Organism: Drosophila bipectinata
Lineage: Eukaryota; Metazoa; Arthropoda; Insecta; Diptera; Drosophilidae
Product: mucin-like protein 1
Source: RefSeq, a predicted model, not a curated record
AAUCAGAUCAUUCGAUCACCUUUCCCAUCAAGGAAGAAACCCGUAGCCCAGAGAGCAUUCAAGAUGAAAUACCUUUUCGUAGUUGCCUUCAUCGCCCUGGCCAUCCAGUUGGCUUCGGCCACCUCACCUACCACCACUGAUCCCACCACCACGACUACCACUGCGGCAACAACCACUACGACAGCUUCCUCCUCAACAACAACAACCACCGAAUCGUCCUCGUCCUCUACUGGAACGAAGAAAUGCUCCAAGAAGAACAACUGGUGUGGCACUUUCAGGCCCAAGAAGAAGUGCAAGCACCCCAAGAGGUGCCACAAGACCAUCGUGAGGGUGACCCACAGGAAGGGCUAAGCUACUACGGAUUUUUCUAGGCCUUAUGAAUGAACUUUCAAUAAAAGAAAUCCUAUAAAAAUAUAAACACAAAA